Molecule: messenger RNA, 1165 nt
Organism: Nicotiana tabacum (common tobacco)
Lineage: Eukaryota; Viridiplantae; Streptophyta; Magnoliopsida; Solanales; Solanaceae
Source: RefSeq, a predicted model, not a curated record
CAGAUUUUGAUAGAUAGACUUUAUGCUACUACAUUUUCCUUAAUUCCAUAACCAAUCUCAGAAACUUUUUUUUCUUUCUUUUUCCUCUGUUUUUAUCAAUGUCUACUCUCUGAUUUUCAAGAACCCAUUUUUAUUUCCAUGGCUUUGCCUCAAAUCUUACCUUCUUCUUCUUCUUUCACUCACAAACCCCACUUAAUAAACCCUACUAAUAAUUUCUUUUUAACCCCUCAAUCUAAUCCCCAAUAUCACUUUACCCCACUACCAUUCCUCCACCGCCGUCGCCGUCGUAAUAAUUACACUCUCCGAUGCUCCGCCUCUUCCUUCCCGGAGAAACACCACACCGGCAGCUCACCCAACUCGGAUGACGUCGUUGAGCUCCCACUUUUCCCUCUCCCUCUCGUCCUCUUCCCUGGUGCAAUCCUCCCGCUUCAAAUCUUCGAGUUUCGUUACCGUAUAAUGAUGCAUACACUCCUCCAAACCGACCUCCGUUUCGGAGUUAUUUACUCCGAUAGCGCCACCGGAACCGCCGACGUCGGCUGCGUAGGCGAAGUCGUUAAACACGAACGCCUCGUCGACGACCGGUUUUUUCUAAUCUGUAAAGGACAAGAACGGUUCCGGGUCAGUAAAGUCGUCCGGUCCAAACCGUAUUUAGUUGCUGAGGUGACGUGGCUGGAAGACCGUCCGUCAGCUAACGGAGAAGAUGACGUGGAAGGUUUAGCUAACGAAGUGGAAAAUUACAUGAAAGACGUGAUCCGUUUGUCUAACAGAUUGAACGGGAAAGCUGAAAAAGAGGCAACAGAUUUACGACGGAAUUUAUUUCCGACGCCGUUUUCGUUUUUCGUUGGGAGUACGUUUGAAGGAGCCCCACGGGAACAACAAGCGUUGCUUGAGUUAGAAGAUACAGCUGUGAGAUUGAAACGGGAAAAGGAAACUUUGAGGAAUACUUUGAAUUAUUUAACUGCUGCUUCUGCUGUUAAGGAUGUCUUCCCAUCUUCGGGAUGAAAAACGACUUAUUAGGUUGGUUACUUAUUAUUAAUGGAAAUCAUGGUUUCUGUAAUUUAUAUACAGGGUGAUGAUGAAUUGUGUUAUGAAUUUGUAAAUUUUGAUGCCUAAUACUAGUUUCGAAAGGUUUUAUAAUGUUGAUCUUGAUUUGUGUUUUGGUUCA